CGGAAACCGGAAACCGGAAGCGGGCCUGUGAGGACGUGUUCCGACGGGGUCAGAGUUACCGCCGCGGGCCGGCGACAUGGAGCCGUUGUACCAGCAAACGCACAAGCAGGUCCAUGAGAUCCAGUCUCACAUGGGACGCCUGGAGACAGCAGACAAACAGUCUCUGCACUUAGUAGAAAAGGAAAUACAAGCAAGCAUAGACCAGGUAUUCAGCCGUCUAGAACGCCUGGAGAUUUUGUCCAGCAAGGAGCCUCCUAAUAAAAAGCAGAAUGCCAAACUUCGAGUAGACCAGUUAAAGUACGAUGCCCAGCACCUGCAGACGGCUCUUAGAAACUUCCAGCAUCGGCGCUAUGCCAGGGAGCAGCAGGAGAGACAGCGAGAGGAGCUGCUGUCUCGAACCUUCACCACUAAUGACUCUGACACCACCAUACCAAUGGACGAGUCACUGCAGUUUAACUCCUCCCUGCACAACAUUCACCACGGCAUGGAUGACCUCAUUGGAGGCGGGCACAGUAUCCUGGAGGGGCUGAGGGCCCAGAGGCUGACUCUGAAGGGGACUCAGAAGAAGAUCCUGGACAUUGCCAACAUGCUGGGCUUGUCCAACACGGUGAUGCGCCUCAUUGAAAAGCGGGCUUUCCAGGACAAGUACUUGAUGAUUGGCGGGAUGCUCCUCACCUGUGUGGUCAUGUUCCUUGUGGUGCAGUACCUGACGUGAGCCAGCCAUGCCGAGCUGCUGGACAACAUUCCCACCGAGUGAGAGUUUAUGAGUGUGUGUGAGAGAGGAGGGCUGUCCAGAGGCCACCUUUUGAAAUGUAUGCCCACCUUAACUGUGAACGCCACUCAGGAGUAAUUGUGAUCCAGUUUCAAACCUGUUUUCUGUGACACCUUAGGAGGGGGGGCUAGUGCCACCAAGAGAAGUGGUCCUUAGGAAAUGAAAAGGUCUCGGUUUUCUCUCUCAUGCUCACUGGGGGAGGGAAGGGGUGACUUUGGUGGCUUUGUCCAUACAGCCGGUGUGGGGGCCUUGUGUGGGGGGCUGCCUGCACUGUCAUCACCGGGCCUUCGUGGCUUCUAAUGGGUGGCCAGGAGCACAGGUGAUAAGGAGAGGGAAGAAGCCGUGUUUCCUGGUACCCACUGCAGGCUGAGUCAUAGCUCUGGCUUCUCGCCUCCCUCUCCACCCCGCCUCCCCCAAAAGUGACUGUAGAUGACUAACUGCGGACAUUGUCAUUCUUCCCUGGAAGCAGCUACCCAGGGGAAGCGGAGACAGGGACCCUAUGGCUGAUAACAUGUAAGCUUUUCCACACUGCAGUUGCUGGCUGUUUGUCCUUCCUGAAGUGAGGCCAGAGUAGUUCCUGAGAGUGUUCAGUCUGGAGACAAAAAGCCUGAGCUGCUGAUUUUUUUUCCGCAGUUAGUAAAAUGGUUGUAUCUUGGGUUUAGAUGCAGAUUGGCGCCUACUAUGCCCAGGCUUCGGUGGGCCUUUACCCCUGAGAAAGUAGCAGUGAGCAGAGGUUAGUGAUUUGUCAGUUACAAUCUCAUUCUAACAGUUCUAAGUCUUGCCUGUUCUCUCACUUGAAGUAUAUUAGCAACUACCACCAAGCCCCUGUUCUGCCCGGGCAGAGUAGGGUACCCUGUAGAUGUUCCUGGUGCGUGUGUCCUUAUGAGAAGGUUUUCAGGACCAAGACCUUGUUCAUUUUCCACUCGGCCUUGGGUAAAGAUUAUACCAGUACCCAGUAUAUUGCAGUGUUUAUUACAAAGUCAGUCAAUCUUGAAGUCCAUCAAAUGUGAUUAAGCAGUGAAAGUCCUAGCAAGACCUGGUUACUUGUUCAUGUGUCAGGGGCCCUGCCUGCCCCCCUAUCCCUAGGGAUAAGUAGACUGAUGGCAGGACAGAAUGACCCUCAGCUUCCUAGAAGAACUGAAACCCUGAUCAGUAUCAGCCGUACCUUUGAUUGUCUUACCCCGCUUACUUACCUUUGUGCUUGAAUUUUCUUCCUCUUUACUGUGUGUAUUCCAUUCUACCUCCCUUACCUAUUUCUGUAUCAGUAUUGGUCUUUUCAGGCACAUCUGUGGCAUAGUUGCCCUUUGGUGGAUUUUCUUAAUUGUCACAGGUUUUUUAACAUGAGUCUCCUGGGUACUAAUCUCACACCCCCCGUCAGAUAGGAUAUCUGUCGCUCCUAUUCUGGACCAAACAAGAGCCCUAGAUUUCCAGGAAAGAAGAAUCUGACCCCUUUUUAAAAAAAGAUUGACAGCCCUACAGGAUGAAAACAGUGAUCAGGAGUGGGGACAGGGGGCUUUUAACUCCUUCAAGACUAAAUCUGACUUUGAAGAAGACACCAUUUGAAAUUUCCAUUUUGCCUAACAGACGUCUUAGAAAGCUGUAAAAUGGAUUUUUAGACUGCACAGACUUGGCUGUCCUUUUCCCUGGAGACUUGAGGAUUCUGCCAGCCAACAUACUUUGGAGGAAAGCGUACCAAGUCACAGCUGAGACAUUGGACUUGAACUCUGGGAGGCAGCAUCUCCUCCAGCCGUCCGCCCUUUGGCUGAUAGGACAUCUUUUGGUAGUGCGUACCUGUAUAUGUUUCCACACUUGGCUUGAUAGCAGUCAUUCGCCUUGAACCUUCACGCUGGCUCUUCAGAGCCAGUCCACCCUACUUUGAAAUAAAAUUUGUGGAGGUUG
Chinchilla lanigera (long-tailed chinchilla) is the source of this 2671-nucleotide messenger RNA. It is a transcript of the gene Gosr2, whose product is annotated as golgi SNAP receptor complex member 2. Gene Ontology annotation, biological process: intra-Golgi vesicle-mediated transport; vesicle fusion. NCBI's taxonomy places the organism in Eukaryota, Metazoa, Chordata, Mammalia, Rodentia, Chinchillidae. The transcript is spliced from 6 exons. Gene Ontology annotation, cellular component: endoplasmic reticulum membrane; Golgi apparatus; late endosome membrane. Gene Ontology annotation, molecular function: SNAP receptor activity; SNARE binding. Bases 77 to 715 code for a protein of 212 amino acids. The record is from RefSeq and is a predicted model, not a curated record.